Molecule: messenger RNA, 3516 nt
Organism: Pyricularia pennisetigena
Lineage: Eukaryota; Fungi; Ascomycota; Sordariomycetes; Magnaporthales; Pyriculariaceae
Exons: 5
Coding region: 1-3516 (1171 amino acids)
Biological process (GO): phospholipid biosynthetic process
Molecular function (GO): phosphatidylserine decarboxylase activity; calcium ion binding
Source: RefSeq, a predicted model, not a curated record
AUGGUUCGAAUAAUUCCCAGCAGGCUCAAGUCGAGCGCAUCCAUCUCCAACACUGCUUCCAGCAACAACAGCAGGGCAACCAGUCCAAUGAGGAACAAAGGAGACUCAGCAAGCCCGGAGGGGCGCAGGGAGACAGGUUUGGUGUUGAAUGUUGUUAUUUUGAGGGGUCGCAACUUGGCCGCAAAAGAUAGGAGCGGAACUUCGGAUCCGUAUCUGGUCUUGAACUGCGGUGAUUCCAAACACGUUACUGCGACAGUAUCGAAAUCACUCAACCCGGAAUGGAACGAACAAUGCGAAUUUCCAAUCAACGGAGCACAGCACCUGCUCCUUGACGUCUGCGCCUGGGACAAGGACAGGUUUGGUAAGGACUACAUGGGCGAGUUCGACCUUGCAUUGGAGGAAAUAUUUCUGGACGAGAAGACGGAACAGCCGCCGAAAUGGUACCCCCUAAAGAGCAAGCGACCUGGCAAGAAAACCAGUGUAGUUUCCGGAGAAGUCUUGUUGCAAUUCACCAUCUUCGAUGCCUCCAACCGCGAUGCCACACGCCGCGAUAUUUACAACAAACUUAUGAGCAUCGUCAAGGCUGCGGCGCCCGAGGCCGAUGCUUCGUCCAAGGACCCUACACCAACCCUCACGCCAGUGUUGGCCCCGGUGCGCAAACCCAGCAGCUCAGGAAACUCCCCGUCCCCACCCCUUCUCAGCAGGCGGCAGACUUCGGAUCUUGGAGGAGACGGGGCGGAAAACGGGGACGAGGACUAUGAGAUUUAUGACGACGAGACGCCCGAGGAACCAGAAGAGGCUGAUGAUCCCAACCAGCCCGAGGUCAUUGAGAAGAGGAAACGGAGACUCAGGAUCAAGGGUCUAAAGCGCAAAAAGAGGGACAAUGGGUUUGAAUUUAGCAACAGCAGUUCCGAUGUGGUCGGUAUCAUCUUCCUCGAGAUUCGCAGCAUCACCGACCUGCCCCCAGAGCACAACUUUACCAGGACUAGCUUCGACUGUGAUCCAUUUGUGGUGGCCUCACUGGGCAAAAAGACGUAUCGAACUCGUACGAUUCGGCACAAUCUGAACCCUGUUUUCAACGAGAAGAUGCUUUUCCAGGUCUUGAACCACGAACAGCAGUAUUCUUUCUCGUUUACCGUUAUAGACCGUGACAAGUUCUCGGGCAAUGAUUUCAUUGCAUCUGUCAACUUGCCCAUCAAAGAAAUCAUGGAUAAGGCUCCCAGGGCAGACCCGUCUACCGGUCUGUACGAGCUCAAAGAUCCUCCAGAAUAUACGCCGGAGAAGCGGUCUCGAUUCAUGAGACUUAGUAUGUCGCGGUCCGCCUCUUCUGCAUCCCUGUCUAAACUGAGCCGGCCGUCAUUGAGCAAGUCUCCGUCGGUGGCCUCUACCGCCACAGCCCAAGGCUCUGCGACGCCGUCGCAAGCUGCAGCGGCCCCCUCGACAUCGCCUGGUGCUGGUGGAAUGCUCUCGGAAGCGGUGGCCAAAUCCAACGCAGCCAACUCUGGGCUGCUGACACCGACCGAGAACGCCGGUGCGGCCGCUGCGGUUUCUGCUGCGGCGACUUCCGGUGGAGAACUGAACCCGGACAGCGAUGACCCCUUCUUCGUGUCCUUCGAGCUGCCGUUGAAAAUGAAAAAUCUCGAAAAAUGGGAGGACAAGCACAGCCCAGUGCUCUACAUCCGUGCCAAGUACAUGCCUUACCCAGCGCUUCGACAGCAGUUCUGGAGAGCUUUGCUGCGACAAUACGACGCCAACGAAAGCGGCGAGAUCAGCAAAGUUGAGCUCACUACAAUGCUCGACACGUUAGGGUCGACGUUGAGAGACUCUACGAUCGACAGUUUCUUCCAACGGUUUCCCCACAAGGCUGCAAACGGUGAAGAUGGAGUCGAGAUCACCAUGGACGAGGCAGUUCUUUGCCUCGAGGAUCAAUUGUCCAAAUCCAAAUCGGGCUCGACAAUUGGCGACAAAGUCAAGAAUAUACUACCGGACGCCGAGAAGGUCAAGGGGCUACUUUCGGUACCUGGCCACACGGCAUCAGAAACGUCAGGCAGCGGUGAUACAACCCCAGCUGAGGGAUCAUCAUCUACAACUCUGACCACAGAGGACAGCACCAUCAAGGUGCCAGAACUUAGUGACUCGGGCAUGGAGGGAGAAGUUCUCGAGCGCGGGGACGACUUGAAUGACCGCGGCGAGGAGCAUGUUGUUAUGAUUAGAGAGUGCCCCAUCUGCCACCAGCCUAGACUCAAUAGGCGGAAAGAUGCAGACAUCAUCACGCACAUCUCGACAUGUGCCAGCCAGGAUUGGCGGCAGGUCAACAACCUCAUGAUGGCAGGCUUUGUUACAGCCAGCCAGGCGCAUCGCAAGUGGUACUCCAAGGUCAUCACCAAAAUCUCGUACGGUGGCUACAAGCUCGGUGCCAACUCGGCCAACAUCUUGGUCCAAGACCGAUUGACGGGCCAGAUCAACGAAGAGAAGAUGAGUGUGUAUGUGCGUCUGGGCAUUAGGCUAUUGUACAAGGGGCUGAAGUCCAAUAGUAUGGAGAACAAGAGGAUUCGGAAACUCCUAAAGAGCCUUAGCAUCAAGCAGGGCAAAAAAUACGAUGAUCCUGCCUCCACGGCUGAGAUCCAGAAGUUCAUCGAGUUCCACAACCUGGACAUGUCGGAGGUCCUUCUGCCGAUCGACGAGUUCAAGAGCUUCAACGAGUUCUUCUAUCGUGCGCUCAAGCCUGGUGCAAGACCCUGCUCGGCGCCCGACCGCUCGCGCAUCAUCGUAUCCCCCGCUGAUUGCCGUUGCGUGGUGUUCAACCGCGUCGACGUUGCAACCAAGGUCUGGAUCAAGGGGCGCGACUUUUCCAUCAAGAGGUUGCUGGGUGACGCUUACCCGGAGGAUGCCAAGCGCUACGAGAACGGAGGCGGUCUGGGCAUUUUCAGGCUUGCGCCGCAGGACUACCACCGCUUCCACAUUCCGGUGGACGGCGUGCUGGGCAAGCCAAAGACGAUUGCGGGCGAGUAUUAUACAGUCAACCCCAUGGCCAUCAGGUCUGCCCUGGAUGUGUACGGUGAGAACGUGCGUGUCGUGGUGCCAAUUGACAGCCCCGAGUUUGGCCGGGUCAUGGUUGUAUGCAUCGGCGCCAUGAUGGUAGGCAGCACCGUAAUCACCAGGCACGAGGGCGACGAGGUCAAGAGGGCAGAGGAGCUGGGUUACUUCAAGUUUGGAGGCAGCACGCUGGUGGUGCUCUUUGAAGAGGGCAAGAUGAAGUUUGAUGACGACCUUGUGGACAACUCCAAUGGAGCGCUUGAGACUCUGGUCCGCGUCGGCAUGUCAGUAGGACAUCAUGUCAAUGAGCCCCAGUGGACGCCAGACAUGCGCAAGAACGAGGAUGAGAUCACAGAACAGGACAAGAAAGAUGCCAAGCGCCGCAUCCAGGGAGCCGAGUUCAGCGACAUGACACCCGAGGACAGCGGGCCCGAUGAGAGCCCGGCCAAGCCGUCACUGACGACCAGAAUUGCGGGCUGA